Porites lobata is the source of this 1435-nucleotide messenger RNA. NCBI's taxonomy places the organism in Eukaryota, Metazoa, Cnidaria, Anthozoa, Scleractinia, Poritidae. The record is from the annotation of a GenBank genome assembly.
CCUCCUACGAUGGCAGCUAAAUCCACUCGCCAGUCUAAAUCAAAAACCUCGUCUGAUUUCUUGCUUCCCGAGGAGAUCGCCGAUUUGUCGGCUCUUUUAGAGGACCAAGAAGCUGAGAACUACUACAAGCUCGCCGGCGCCAAGCCUAAGAAAUCUAAAUCCAAGUCCUCCAAGUCUUCCACGAAGGUAACUUCUGCUGCCAGCGUGGAUCAGUCCGCUUCUCACAGUGUAGAUGAUCUUAUCGCUCUGGAGACGCUUCGGAAAGAAAAUUUAGCAGCUGAGUUAAAACUCACUGAAGCUAAAUUGGAACUAGCCAAGCUGUCCACGAGUUCGUCCUCAGCCACGUCGCCACCGGUUUCGCCAGUGCAGUUGGAGAAGAUUAUUGCGCCUUCGUCCUCGCCAGUUUCUCCGGUAGAGCACUUUGCAACAUUAGAGCAACUACGUGCCAAGAAGAAGGCCAGCACUUCCCUUCCCAACUGUUAUCUUUUCUCAGCCAAAGGUACGGUCGAAUAUGACAAACUUGACCUCGCGGAAUUCGUCAGUGGCUUUCUCGAAUUUUGCAAGGAGCAACCAGAGUCCCGCCAGCAAUGUCUGUUUCGCCAUUUGCAGCUGCUUAUGGACCGAGCCAUUACAUAUUCCUGGUCCAGCGUUCGUAAUUUUCAUCUUUCAGUCCACAAUGCCGUUGAUCAGGGCCGCCUAGCCUGGAACGCUUCCGAUGCAAUUCGCGAGCGGGCUCAAACGUUUUUUACUCAUCAAGAUCUUAGAUCCAACACGGCAGCAACCUCCCGUUCAAACCCCUCUUCUCAAACCCGCACUCGUGCUAACGAAAGUUAUUGCCGCGACUGGAAUUAUUCCGGAAAGUGCAGCUGCAACCUGAGUGACGCGUCAUACAAGCUGGUUCAUCGUUGCCGUGUUUGCGACUCCACAGAUCAUGCGAUGCUCACUUGUGCAAAACGGAAAUAUCCAAUUCCUACUGUUCAGUCUUCAUCGUUUUCUUCGGCGACAGAGCAAACAUCUUGACUAUCAUCCUUGGUUCGUUUAUCCGACGAGGUUCGGGCGUGUGGCGCUCCCAAUGCCUUCGCCGCUAAACGCCCAGUUCAAUCCGGUUUUAACAUUGAUUAUUGGUUUCAAUAUCUUGAACAUUAUGAAGAUAGAAUCGUAGUUGAUUUCUUGCGUUAUGGCUGGCCUAUUAAUUGUCGCGCUCAUGUGUUACCACUUUCCACGCUCCGUAAUCAUCCUUCUGCCGCUACAAAUGGUAACUGUUUAACUUUGUACAUAGCAAAAGAACUGGACCAUCAGUCGGUGAUGGGGCCUUUUCACUGUAAUCCGUUUAAUUCCGAUUGUGUCGUUUCACCUCUUAUGUGCGUCCCCAAGCGUGACUCAGAUGAACUGCGCAUCGUCCACGACUUGAGCUUUCCAGAGGGUUUUUCCGUUA